This is a messenger RNA of Drosophila erecta, 8645 nucleotides long. It is a transcript of the gene Wdr62, whose product is annotated as mitogen-activated protein kinase-binding protein 1. Gene Ontology annotation, cellular component: mitotic spindle. Gene Ontology annotation, biological process: regulation of mitotic cell cycle; mitotic spindle organization. Gene Ontology annotation, molecular function: protein binding. The transcript has 19 exons. Bases 772 to 7860 code for a protein of 2362 amino acids. The record is from RefSeq and is a predicted model, not a curated record. NCBI's taxonomy places the organism in Eukaryota, Metazoa, Arthropoda, Insecta, Diptera, Drosophilidae.
AUCGGCAAAAUCGUGGCUGAAAUCGCUGAAAUCUCGCCAGUUUCAUUUGAGCCGCGCUAAAAAACGAUACGCGACAACGGCUGACAGAAAAAUUAACGAUAAUUUAAUGCAACAACAAGCAGAAAAAAAUAGUUAAAAACAACUACAAACGAGCAGCAAUUUUUUGAAUAAUUAUAGGGCGACGCUUUGAUUGUUUGUAAAAAGAAAUUAGCAAGCAAGUCAGCGAUAAACGUGCAACGAAUAUUUUAUGAAACCCUCAACUAAAGUUGAAGAAACGCAGUGAAAAAGUUUUAGAAAAAUACAAAAUAAUUAUAGUUCAGUUUUGGUGGCUAAGCAAGAGAUAAACCGCAGCACUGAAACCGAAAGAUACAACGAACCGAACGGAUACAAAGAGAACACACAACUCGACCUUGACAAAGUCGCAAAAAGAAGAGAAGCAAAACCCAUGCUAUAAAGACUAGUCAUCAAAAAAUAGCCGAAAAGCAACGAAAAAAACUGUAAAAAGUAUUAUUUUGAAGUGUAUUAUUAAUUGUACGAAAAACGAAUCCACAACGCCCCCAAAAAGAGUUGAACUGAACGAAAAAACAAUUACGAAUUUAUAGCCUUAAGCUCAUUUUUAUUUUUGGUGGGCGUCUGUCUCAAAUGUGCCAUAAAAGUAUAGAUAACGAAGAGUCCCGUCCCGACUCGCAAUUAACUGACUAAGUGAUCCCCGCACCGAGGAAUGUGUUUUUGCAUAUCGGGGACCUCAAGGACCUCCGAAGAGAUUGCGCCAUGUUCGCCCCCCGAAACUCAUCGCCAGUUGCCAUUUACGGCAAGGAGGAUGUGGCAGCCUACGAGAUAAAACUCAAAAAGGUCCUGGGCCUGACUGUGUGCAGCAAUGCGGCUCUGGAUGUGUCCCCAGUCAGCGGCCUGCUGGCCUAUCCAGCUGGCUGCACCGUGGUGCUCUUCAACGCGAAGCGCCAGACACAGGCCUACCUGGUCAACACCUCCCGCAAAGCAUUCACUUCCGUGGCGUUCUCCCGGUGUGGUCGCUACGUGGCCACCGGGGAAUGCGGCAUCAAUCCGGCCAUCAAGGUCUGGGAGCUGGAGACUCCGAACGGAAGUCUGGAGCACUGCAGCGGCGGCAGUGUUGUUGCUGAGUUUGUGGACCACAAAUACGCCGUCACCUGUGUGGCCUUUUCGCCCACUGGCAAGUACCUGGUUUCGGUGGGCUCCCAGCACGACAUGAUUGUCAAUGUGUUCGACUGGCGGGCCAACCUCAAGAUGGCCUCGAAUAAAAUCAGCUCCAAGGUGGCUGCCGUCUGCUUUUCCGAGGAUGGCAGCUACUUUGUCACCGUGGGCAAUCGCCACGUGAAAUACUGGUAUCUGGAGGGAGGCAGAAAGUACAAGGAUCCUAUUCCCCUGAUGGGUCGGAGCGCCAUUCUGGGCGACUUGCGGGACAACGACUUCUGUGCGGUGGCAUGUGGCAAGGGGAUCUGUGCGGAGAGCACGUACGCCAUUACGCGGCAAGGACACUUGGUGGAGUUCAGCUCCCGCCGUCUGCUGGACAAGUGGGUGCAGUGCCGCACCUCCAAUGCCAACUGUAUCUGCGUGAAUGAGAGAUUCAUCCUCGUGGGCUGUGCGGAGUCCAUCAUACGCAUCUUCAAUGCGGCCACGCUGGAAUACGUGACCACUCUGCCCAGAACUCAUUACUUGGGCGUGGAUGUGGCCCAGGGCAUCCAGAUCAACCACAUCAUGUCGGUGCCACAGCAGGCCAAGUUCCCCGACUGCAUUGCCAUGGUGUUCGACGAACAGCGUUCCAAGGUGAGCUGCGUCUACAACGAUCACUCUCUUUACAUCUGGGAUCUGCGCGACAUCUCACGAGUGGGCAAGUCGCACUCGUUCCUUUAUCACUCCACUUGCAUCUGGGGCGUGGAGACAGUGCCAUAUAACGUGGAGCGGGAUCCGUCGCAGACCCUCCCAGAGGAAUGCUUCGUCACCUGCUCCUCGGACGACACGAUCCGUGUCUGGGGAUUGGAUGGAUGCACCAACAACGACAUCUACCGAAGGAACAUCUACUCCAAGGAGCUGCUGAAGAUCGUCUACAGCGACGAGGAACUGCAGUUUAUCAAGGAUCAGGGUUCGUCUCUGUUCGAUAAAGCUGGAAACUCCUCCUACGAUGGAAGGAAUGGAGUGCGGUGCAUCAAGAUCAGUCCGGAACUGCAGCACUUGGCCAGUGGAGAUCGGUGCGGCAACAUACGUGUGUACAGUCUGGUCAAUUUGCGCCUGCUCACUACCAUCGAAGCCCAUGAGUCUGAGGUGUUGUGCUUGGAGUAUUCAAACGAGAAGAUCGAGCGAAAGUUGUUAGCCAGUGCCAGUAGGGAUCGACUGAUCCAUGUGUUCGACGUGGCACAGAACUACCUACUGCUACAAACGCUGGAUGAUCACAGCUCCUCCAUCACCUCCAUCAAGUUUGUGGGUGCAGGACUCAACUUCCAGAUGAUCAGUUGUGGCGCCGACAAGUCCAUUAUGUUUAGGAGUUUUCAGGGAAGUAUCUUCAUGAGAGGCACCAACACCUCAGGAAAGACGACGUUGUACGACAUGGAGGUGGACUCGAAUGCCAAGCACAUUUUGACCGCCUGCCAGGAUCGCAACGUGCGGGUUUACGGAACCCAGAAUGCCAAGCAAACAAAGACCUUCAAGGGCUCCCAUUCAGACGAAGGGAGUCUGAUUAAACUCAGUCUGGAUCCCAGUGGCAUCUAUGUGGCCACUUCCUGCACGGAUAAAACGCUUGCUGUUUAUGAUUACUACUCGAGCGAGUGCAUGGCAAGGAUGUAUGGUCACAGCGAGUUGGUCACGGGACUGAAGUUCACCAACGAUUGCAGACAUUUAAUAUCCGCAAGUGGCGACGGUUGUAUUUUCAUAUGGCAAGUGCCGCACGAUAUGAUAGUGACCAUGCAGGCCAGGAUGUCGCAACAGCGUCUCAGAUCCGGGCAUGCUCCGUUGCCACGCCCCUUGGCUCCAAUUUCGCCACCGGAUGGUAUUGUCCUGGAAUCGCCCACCAGUGAAAUAGAGCAGCCGCAAUUGCAGCCCAAGUUUGGAGUGGCUGAAAGGUUCUCCGAUGUGGGUCAACUGCCUCAGUGGGCGAUGCGAAAAGCAGCAGCGGAUUCGGAUAGUGGUGCCUUGUCCAUACCCACGCCCAGUGGUGGAUCUGCAACUGUGCCUGGCAUGCAUGCUGCUUCAUCGAUGGGAAAUCUGAGCUCAUCGCCCAGUCAACAGAUGCCAGGACUGGCACCCCGGGCAAGGGGAAGAUGGGCCCAGAGGAGCACUCAAUUGGAAACGGCCGAUGACCUGCGCUCCAACUCCGAAAGUCCCUUGGGAACCGUUUCAUCUGUAGGUGGUCACAGUGGUGUGAAUGUCCAGACCUCUGAUUACAAUAGUGCCUCUUCCAAGGACAUUACGUACAAUCAAACCUACUUGAGCGAGGACUCCUCCAUCGAUUCUGGGAUGGAGACGCGAAGGGGCGAACUCAAGUUCAUUGGCAGCAGCAACAACGGAACGGUGGUCACUGUGUCCUCCGUUUCCUCGAUGGCUGUUUCUGCCUCCAACGGUGCCAUGUCGACGGGUUCUGGAGCUGCUCAACAGCGUCUCCAGUUGCCGGAUAAACGGUUGAAGCCGGGUCUGCGGUUUGAUACCCACACCCAUGAUCACGAUGGGGAUGUGGAGGACAUCUCCGAUGGAGAGAGAACUAGCUCCGAUCACGGAAUGUUCUACAACAAUCUCGCGCCCAGCACACCAACAGAUUUCAAGGUCACGGCCAUGAACGAGGAUGAGCUGCGCAAAUCGGUGCGCCGUCAGAAGUUUGAAAAGUCCGGCCUUCAGCUUACCCCCUCGGCCCUCAGCGGAAAUGGAAGUUCGCAUACGGCGAGCACCGGAACUGGGACCUCCGAUACCGAAGACGAAGGCUCCACGCCCAGUGCCGAAAAUGCCGAGCGGUCGCUGGCCUCCACGUUGGGCGGCAGCUCGGAAAAUCUGCCCCAGAGCAGCAGCAACAGCUUCCUGCACGCCGCCUUGCCAGAGGGACCGGGACUAGCAACGCCCAUGGAAAGGGGUGGCAGCAGUCGCCGCAGCAUCAGCGCCAAGCACAAUACGGAGAAUGGGAAGGGCGUGGCGGCCCCGCCCACCAUCACCAAGUCGUAUACGAGCACCAAAAAGGAGGAGCUGCUGCAGGUCAUCAACAAGGUCAAGCAGCAACUGGAGAAUGGUACGCGCAAAAAUGGCAACACAAGGUUGAAUGCUAUAGCGGAGGUAGGCCAUAGACCCCUCCGGGGAAGCCAUAGCAUAUCGGACCUGAGUCUGGCAGCCAACUUGGAUGGAUCGAGGAAUGCAGGCGGAGGACCAGGACGUUACACGAAGCCAGUUGCCUCCCAUGACACUUCGCAGUAUACUAGUCCUCAAAACGCAACAGCUACUGCUGCACCCACGAACACCCAGCAGCAGCUCCAGCCACCAGUGCAGCAGCAAUACCAAAUUCCGAAGGAGCCACAUCAGCAAUAUGCGCCUCCCGCCUCCCAGCAAUUCUUCAACUGUGCUGCCCCGAAAUCGAAGUUGCAGCAGAACUUCCAGACGAUGCGACAGGUUCAGCAGCACUAUCCGCCCUAUCCACAUCACGUGGGCGUGCAUCAGAUCCAUCCGCCUCCAGGUGUACCAUUUGGAGGAUCUGCAGCGGGUUCCUCAUCUGGAAUGCGUUCGCAUUCCCAGCCGCAGCACCGUCAACAGCAGCAGCAGCAGCAACAACAAAGGGCGAAGAGGAAUCCAGCUGGGAAUAACAGGCGUACGCCGAGCAUCCUGAAGCACUACAAAUCUUGUCCAGUGUCUCCAGUCCACGAAGAGGUGGAAUGGUCUGCGGAGGGAAACGAGAGAGGUGCUCUGCUCGGCGAACCUAAAAGACACUCUGUUUAUGCUGAUGAUGCUAGAACCAUUCUGGAUAUGAUCCAUGCUGAUACGGAAAAGAUGAUUGAUGAGAUCACCCGGAAAUACGGCGAUUUGGAUGAGCCCAGUAUCCCAGCCUCGUACUCCAUGCCAGCGAAUCUGAGGAACUUGGGAGGACUGGGUUCCACUGGCGAUUCCACGCCCACUGGCCGAACUACACAGUAUUAUGUUUACAGGGAGUUUUACCAGUGCGAGAGAAAAGUGUCCCUCUCCGAUAUUCUGCAGCCCGAGCAAUUUGCAGCCAGUCAGAGGAGACUGGACGAGGCCAGAUUUCUGGAGACCCAGCGCCAUUCCAGUGCCAGUUUCUUCCUCACCGGCCAGCAGAGUCAGGAGUCACUGUCUCUGCUUUCCGAUGGCGAUGGUCCUGGAAGCUAUUGCAACAGCUUGGAGAGCGUACUGUCGGACGAAAGUGAUUGCCAGAGUGCUCCCCUGGAGUAUCCACAAACUCAGGUGGCUGUUCUUCAACAGCGCCAUGCCGGCAUCCGCAACUUUAUUAUCCACGGUCCGGUUUCCAAGUCGUACGGGAACAGCCCCAAUGCCUAUGGCAGCUUCGACUACUAUAUGCGACAACAGCAUUCCACAACAACGGAUAGCUUCGAUGUCACGGGCUACAAUCUGGAGCCACUGAAACCACUGCCCAGUUCUAAGACAUAUCCCAGGAUAGCCCAGGUUCAGGUCUCUGAAAAUAUACCCACUCUGCGAUCCAAGAAUAAGCAAUAUACCUCAGGUGUUAACAAGUCCUUAAGUACGGACUUCGCCCAACAGCGACAGCAAAGGAAUUCGAAUCCCAUGCAAUCAGGAGACAAUCUCUUUGUGAGGAAACCAUUGAAACCCAAGCCGCCGGUGCCGGCGAAACCUCACAAUCUAGUCAGCACCUUGACCCACAUGGAGAAGCAGCAAAAACAGAAAUCCCAGUCGAGAACCGCCAGUGUUGUCCAGCAAUUCGAGCAUAACUUACAGAAAUUUGAAAAGGAAAAGCAAAGGGAGCGGGAACAGCAACGGAGGCCGGCGAUGCGAAGCUCAGUAAGUUCUGGAGCUCUGGCUGGAGGAUCAGCGACCCAGAGUUGUCUGAAGAAAGUCUCCCGCUUUGAUACCAGCGAAAGCAGUCGAAGGGCCACCAGUGUGAGGCAGAAAAAUAGGCCAAAGAUCUCUGUGCGCUUCAAUACAGUCUCGCAGAUCAAGUAUACGCCCAGUGCCAAGAGGGAAAGACAGGCCAGAGAGGAGGAGCCGCCGGAAAUGGAAGUGGGCAGCCUGCCCAGCGAUUAUGGAGAGCGCAGUUUCGAAAUGUAUUUCGCGGAGAACGGAAAUGCCCCGGAAAAUCUGGAAAAUAUGCAGUCUCUCAAACUGUACACCAAGCCCCAACUCCAAGCAGUGGUGGAUGAGAUACAACAGGAGCGGGAGAAGUAUCGGAAAAACCUUGACAACGCUGGGAAGAUCAGCGGAAAGGGAGGAAGUGGAAAGGGAAAAGCAAAAGCAAAAGGAGCAGGCAGCUCCACCAGCCAUCAGUGCCAGAAUAUAGCCAAAAAGAUCGACAUCAUCGAGAAGUUAAUCGCCAUGGAGGAGAACAAAAUGGAGCAAAUACGCUUGGCCACCGAAUCACGAUUGAGGCCCUUCAACUGCAAUGCCAAGGAGAAGGGCUAUGUGAAAAGUUUGACCAUGAACUUUGACAUGCUGGCCAGAGGCGAAGAUCCCACAGAAGAUGAGGAUCUGGCAUCCAAAGAUGCCUCGGAUCUGUGCGCCUAUGCGAGGAAUAUACGCAGAAACUGCAGCUUACCAGAUGUCCUCGAGAGCACCGAUUUCACUGGCAUCUACAACAGCCAGGGCGUGGAGUUGGCCAAGGAAGUGAUAGCCGACGACGAGAGCGGAGAUCCGGAAAACACCGAGAUCACUGCAGCUAGCGCUGAUCACGAUGCCAUCAGACAGACUGUUGUUUUGAGGAUGGAGCCAGGCAAUCCCAAAACGCUCAAUCCCAUGCCCAUCGAGGAGUCCUCCAUACGCCGCGCCUGCUCGCUGAGCGACCUGCACAUGGGCAACUUUGGCAAGCCUGGAAAAUCGCAGAAUGGCACUCCACAGAAGCCGCAGGUCCAGCACCGAAAUGGAAACGUCUCGCGAUCGGCCAGCAAAAGGAACAGUUUGCAGGGCAAAACUGGACUGGGUGCCUCCAGCAACUCAAUGAACGUACUCAAUCAGGGUAGCGACUCGGAACCCGAGGACAGCAACCGCUUGCGGAGUGCCAGCAACGGACAGGGACGCAGUAAUGGACCCAUUGCUGCGAAUCGCCAGUACAGCAACAAGACUAACAAUGUCAACAACAAUCGGCGAAAGGCGCCAAACUUUAGCAGUGCCACGCCCAUGCAGGACGACUCCAGCUCCGAGGAGACGCCCAAUAGCACUGUCAACAACAAGCCCAUUGUGCCACCAAGACCUAGAAACCUGGCCUUCGAUCACAAGAGCAAGCUGAUGAUAAACAAUAGUGGCGGCCCCGGCGGAAAUGCCAAACAGCGGAGCGGUGUGACUUCCACGGAGGAUUACGAGGGCACAGAUCCGGAAGCCCAAGUACACAAUGUGAUCAAUAAACUUUAUACAACCACACAGGCAGCUAUGCAGCUGCAUGCGAAUCUGAAGAAUUCACUGCUGCUGAAGGAACUGGAGAACGCCCUCAUCAUGUCCAGGAAUAUGCUAAGCAGCAUCACCAAUCGACAAGCGGAGAAGACGAACAACGGAGGCGGAAUGGGCGGAGGAUUAGGAGUGGGUGGUAGUGGGGGAUUGAACCACGAUCAGCUGAACGCUGACAACGGAGACUAUCUGAUGAUGGUCAACAACUGUGCCGAUCUUUUGAGCAAUUUACGCACGAAGCACAAACCCGAUGACUGUGAGAAUAACUCCUAGUGUGUAGAGCUUAGGAUAGACUAAAUGACUAAACGAGGGCAGAGGAUCUGCGGGGAGGACUAACCAACAACUAUUUAUUUAACUGAAACCACACACACAGGCGAAUGGCAAGGAAAUCAAGCAAGCAACCACUAAUUUGUAAUUAAUAAACAUUCACAGUUGAUGUAAAUUUAUUUUCUUAGUAAUUAGUUCAAGUUGCGUAGCCGCUAAGUUAUAUGUUUCGUUUUUGUGCGCGUGUGCAUUUCUUUUAACAAUAAUUUAUACGGCAACCGAUUGCGUUUAGCUUGAAUUAAAUUCUGUAAAUGUUAAGUUUAAUAAGCAGUUUAUGUACGUGUUAAGUGUUAUUUGAGUUUAAGGCGGAAUGAUACGGAAUGACCGGACCGGACCGGAGGAGUCGAGCGAAAUGUUACAAAGUGCGCUUAGUCUAUGCCUUCUUUCUGUAUGAUUUAUUUGCUCUUUUUUGUUGACGUUCUGUUUGUGAAUCACUCCAAAUGAAAAAGACAAAAGUACGAGAAAUGUGUGUCAAAUUUGAAUAUUCCAAAAUUUCAAUUUAUACCCAUAUACUAUGUAUGCCUACUCACAUUAUAUUUAUAUGCAUCUAGACAUGCCACAAAUGAUUAUCUGGGAAUUGCUUAUGAGAAGAAUCAAAGAUAUUCAGACUUUUGAUCAGAGCGAAAAAUCAAUUUCCAAUCAAUUUGUUCUGUAAUUAUUCUGUAUUAGUUAAUUAUUCGAUUGUAUUUACAACAAUUAUAACACUACCUAUAAAUAUACAUAUAUACCUAGAU